Messenger RNA from Solea solea (common sole), 1890 nucleotides. Its product is annotated as G-protein coupled receptor 61-like. The transcript has 2 exons. The coding region runs from base 451 to 1869 and encodes 472 amino acids. The record is from RefSeq and is a predicted model, not a curated record. Gene Ontology annotation, cellular component: endosome; signaling receptor complex; plasma membrane. Gene Ontology annotation, molecular function: G protein-coupled receptor activity. NCBI's taxonomy places the organism in Eukaryota, Metazoa, Chordata, Actinopteri, Pleuronectiformes, Soleidae. Gene Ontology annotation, biological process: G protein-coupled receptor signaling pathway.
GUCAGCCAGGGAGGAGGAGGAGGAGGAGGAGGAGGAGGAUGCACAAGGCGAGAGGAGAAUGAAGCUCACACAGUGGCAAGUGCCUCAGCUGCAUUCACACGGCUCAGUGAUUGAUGGCCAGUGUGUGCCUCAUCAGUGGGAACUAAACCAGGUUUUCAUCCUCAGAGACCACAGCAGCAGACUGAGCUGUAUCAGGAAGUACUCUGAUUCAGGAACCGAUUGCACAUGUGAAGAUUUAUAAAAGGAGAUGAAACAUAAACUCCAAACCUCCUGACAAUCACAGCAUCAUCGUCAUCAUCAUCAUCAUCAUCAUCGUCGUCGUCUGACGGACGACAGGGCGGCUUUUAAGCUCAUUUUGAAUCCACAGUUUUCUGGCCGCACUUCCUGUCUUUGAAGGAUGGGUGAUGGGCCUGUGACUGUUUCCGCCUGCCUGCCUUGUCCCACCUUUCAAUGGAGCCGAUGUGGAACUCCUCCCACCCACCUCCACAGCUCAUGUCCAACAUGUCUGCCUCCUCACUGCCUGAAGGCUGGGCGCUCUCCCAGUCGCUAGCCCUGCUGGCCAUGCUCCUCAUGGAUCUGCUGGCCGUGGUGGGCAACGUAGCUGUCAUGGUGGUCAUUGCAAAAGCCCCGCAGCUCCACAAGUUUGCCUUUGUCUUCCACCUGUGUGUGGUGGACCUGCUGGCAGCGCUGGUGCUGAUGCCCCUCGGCAUGCUCUCCAGCCGAGCGUUCUUUGGCGAGGCCCUGUGCCGGAGCUACCUCUUUCUCAGUGUGUGCCUGGUCAGCGCCGCCAUCCUCUCCAUCUCUGUCAUCAACGUGGAGCGCUAUUACUACAUCAUGCACCCCAUGCGCUACGAAGUGAAGAUGACCGUGGGCCUGGUCGCGUCGGUGCUGGUGGGGAUAUGGGUCAAAGCCCUGGCCAUGUCCGCUCUGCCGCUCGUCGCUUGGAUUCUGCAGGGCGGACGGACGCCACUGUUGGAGAGCAGCGGCGUCGGAGGAGGGGGAGGAGGAGGAAGUGGAGCUGUCCCGCCUCCUCCCGCUCAGGGUCACAGACGCUGCUCGCUGCACUGGACGGGCGGAGGGUCAAAUCGCCUGGCCUUCAUGGUCCUCUUUACUCUGGUAUAUUUCCUCUGUCCACUUCUGGUCAUUCUUGUCGUGUACUGCAAUGUCUUUAAAGUGGCCCGGGUGGCGGCCAUGCACCACGGGCCCCUGCCCACCUGGAUGGACACUCCCCGUCGCCAGCGGUCAGAGUCGCUCAGCAGCCGCUCCACGAUGGUCACCGGCUCUGGCACUGGAACGGGGACGGGACGAGCGACUCCACAGCGGCCCUUUGGAGGAGGAAAGGCCGCAGCGGUGUUGGCGGCGGUUGGUGGACAAUUCCUUUGUUGCUGGCUGCCCUAUUUUACUUUCCACCUGUAUUCAGCUCUGGUUGCCAGUCCUCCAGCCACACUGGCCUCUCUGGAGGAAGUGGUCACCUGGAUCGGCUACUUCUGCUUCACCUCCAAUCCUUUCUUCUACGGCUGUCUCAAUAGGCAGAUCCGGGAUGAGCUGGGAAAGCACCUGCCUUGUCUGUUUCGCCGAGCGGGGAUCGAAGUGGAGGACCGGCUGCCCAGCCGCGAAGGAUCCAUCGAGGAGAAUUUUCUUCAGUUUCUUCAGGGCACUGGCUGCAACCUGGAUCCUCAAAACUCUCACAGCACAUCCAGCCCUAAGGGGGAGGCCUGCUGCCCCGUGCCACAGCCCCAACCACAACCACCUGAGCCGGCACAGCCCAUACCCAUUGAUUUCCGUAUUCCAGGACAAAUUGCAGAGGAGACUUCAGAGUUUAUUGAGAGUGAACAGGGCAAAAACAACCGCAUUUAUACGGACAAUUAAGUUUUUGAAUGGAAAAAAUAA